CCCACACUCAGCCAUCUUGUGGAAAACGAAGAGAGAGAGAGAGAGCCCAGAGAGAGCCACACAACUCGCAUACAAACCUUGUGCUGUCAGAUCAAGCAGAGAACUUCCAGGAAGAAUGGCCGAAACCCAGACACUUAACUUUGGACCAGAAUGGCUCCGUGCCUUGUCUGGCGGUGGUGGCAGCGGCGGCAGUGGUGGAGGUGGCUGUGCGGUUGCCUCUCCACCCCUCUCACCUGCUUUGCCAAAGUAUAAACUUGCAGACUAUCGCUACGGGAGAGAAGAAAUGUUAGCACUUUAUGUAAAGGAUAACAAGAUCCCUAUAGACCUACACGACAAGGAGUUCCUGCCCAUAUUGCAAGAGGAGCCCUUGCCGCCUCUGGCACUCGUGUCUUUUACAGAGGAGGAACAGAGAAAUUUUUCCAUGUCUGUAAACAGUGCAGCUGUACUUCGGCUGACAGGGCGAGGAGGCGGUCCGAUAGCAGGGGCACCAAGAGGCCGAAGUACCUCAAGGGGUAGAGGCCGGGGAAGAGGAGAUGGAGGGUUUUACCAAAGAAGUUUUGACGAUGUGGAAGGUUUUGGUCGUGGAGGGAGGGAGAUGCAUCGCUCCCAAAGCUGGGAAGAAAGGGGAGAACGGAGGUUUGAAAAGCCAGGUCGAAAAGACCCAGCAGAAGUUGUUCCAGGACAUUUUCAGAUGAAUCACAUCCGAGGCAACUAUGAGGAUGGUGUAACAGGUCUACCGAGGAAGCAUGACUUCACGCGUUCAGAGAGUGAGAACUGGCGUUCUGCUCAGAACGGUGAGGAUGAUGAGGGGGGCUGGCGCCUCGCGGGGUCUCGACGGGACAGUGACCGGUGGUGCCCCCCGAGCCCAGAUGGGCCUCGGUCAGCAGGGUGGCGGGAACACCCAGAUCAGCGCCGUCGUUUCCCAUUUGAUGCGAGAGAAGAUGAGCGCGGUUACCGGAGGCCACGGUCAGGCAGCGGCAGCCUGGAGGACGAGAGGGACAGCCUACCAGAGUGGUGUUUGGAGGAUGCAGACGAGGAGGCGGGCACCUUUGACUCAUCGGGGGCCUUUCUCUCACUCAAGAAAGCCUCCAAGGAGCCAAUCUUGGAGGAGGCAGAGCUUGAAUUCAAACCCUUGGAAGAGUGUGAAGAGGGCCUGGAGGAGGAGGACAGUCCGCCCAGGGAGACCAAAGAUUUGGAAACAGAGGCCAUCAGGCAGGCUGAACGAAAAGAGUUGUCGAGAGCAUCAGAGGAGGCUUUACCUGUGGCUCCACCUGUUGCUCCCCCAGUCUCAGAGCCCCAGCUUCCUGCCCAGUCUCUGUCGCUGAGCCAGCCCAACAGAACAGAAGAGUGUGAGAGGCCCGCUGAACGGCAGCCACCCAUGGAGCUCCCACCAGAGCCCUGCAAAGUCCCCCUGCACGUCCCCAUGUCUAACAGCAUGCUCGAGUCCCUACCCAUCAACCACAUUUCCACCACCCUCGCAGAAGUAUCUGCUCCAUCGCCUAGCGUCCAGCUACCCCAAAAACCCAUGGAGGUUCCUGUGGCAAUGAACAAUCCUUUGCCCUUCUCUUCAAAUUUAAUGGCACCUAUUGGCAGGCCCACUGCUGUGCCACACGACACAGAUGAAGACGAGGGACUGAAACACUUUGAGCAGGAGGCAGAAAAGAUGGUAGCAUACCUACAGGAUGGUGUGGUGGAUGACGACAGACUUACAGCAAAGACUUCAGAGAAGCCCAAACCUGCAGGCCUGCCGCUCACCCACGAGGCUGCUCUCAAGUGGUUCUACAAAGACCCCCAAGGAGAGAUACAGGGUCCAUUCAGUAACCAGGAGAUGGCUGAGUGGUUCCAGGCUGGUUACUUCACAAUGUCUCUCUUAGUUAAAAGAGGGUGUGAUGAAGUAUUUCAAGCGCUUGGAGAGAUUAUGAAGAUAUGGGGGAGAGUACCGUUCACUCCAGGACCUGCACCACCUCCUCUACAGGGGGAUGAUCAAGAGAGGCUGAAGAGGCAGCAAGAGCUCACUGCUCUCAACCUGUACCAGUUACAGCAGCUCCAAUAUCAAUACCUCCUCAGGCAGCAGUAUGCUCAGGCCCUGGCCCAGCAGAAAGCUGCAGCUCUCAGCUCAGCUCCUCUUCAACAGCAGCAGCAACACCAACAGCAGAUCAACCUGCUUCUACAGCAAUACCAGGCUCUCAAGCUAAGAGCAUCUGAGAGCCUCCUACCUCCUGUUACCCGGUCCCUGUCUGUACCAGACUCUGGUUCUGUGUGGGAAAUGCAGAACCCGUCCUCUCAGGCUUCUUGCACGCCAAAUGUCCAACAAGCUGCUCAAAACACGUGGGAUGGUAGCAGCGUGUGGGAUUUGCCUAUAGACUCCAUGGCACAGGCGCCAACCAUCGAGCAGAUGCAACAGUUAGAGAAGACAAAGUCUGCAAAGUUGGAGUUGGAGAGGCGUGAGGCAGAAAUGAGAGCCAAAAGGGAGGAAGAGGAGAGGAAACGACUGGAGGAGGCCCUGAGGGCUCGACAGGAGGAGGAACGCAAACGUUUGGAAGAAGAGGAGCUGGCACGACAAAAACAGGAGGAGGCAUUAAGACGACAGCGAGAGCAAGAGGAGGCACAGCGCAGACAAAAAGAGGAAGAGGAGAGACUGGCACAAGAGGAAGCUCUGCGCAGAUUAGAGGAGAGGCGGAGGGAAGAGGAGGAGAGAAAGAAACGGGAAGAGUUCCUUCGCAAACAGGAAGAGGAGCGCAGAAAGCAGGAGGAACUCGAAGUAUUGAGGAGGCGUGAGGAGGAGAAGCGAGCGGAGGAAGAAGCUGCAGCUGCUGCAGCAGCAGCUGCGCUGGCCCAACAGCAACUGGAGGAGCAGAAGAGGAGAGAGCAGGAGGCCCAAAGACAGCAGGAGCUGCAGAGACAGAGGCAGCAGCAACAAGAGGCUCUCAGGAGACUUCAGCAACAGCAGCAACAGCAGCAGCAGCUCGCACAGAUGAAGCUUCCAUCCUCCUCAAAGUGGGGCCAGCAGUCGGUCAACGCUAUAAACCAGCCUCAGAGCGCCCUGUCACUGGCUGAGAUCCAGAAACUGGAAGAGGAGAGAGAACGACAGACGCGGGAGGAGCAGCGACGUCAGCAGCAGGAGCUCCUGAAGCUGCAGCAGCAGCAGGCCUUGCAACUAGCUCAGCAGCCCCAGGCCAAGCUGUCUGGUUGGGGCAGUGUGGCCAAACAGCCAGCUGCUACCAAAUCUUUGCUGGAGAUUCAAAGGGAAGAAGCGCAGCAGAUGAAACAGCGGAAGGAGCAGCAUCAGCAGCAGCAACAGCAGCAGCAAACACACCCUAUUGUCACCCAACAGAUCCGCACUCAAAACAGAACUGUACGUGCCCUACGUGAUACCGUGUCUUAUCAGCUAGAGGAGGAUAAAAUCUACGUAGAGCUGCAGGGCUGGACGCCAUCUCUGAGUAACUCAGUGUGGGGAUCUGUGAACACCAGCACCUGCACCAACUGGGGCUCAGACUCCAGCAGUAUCUGGGGUGACACCCACAACUCCAACAUGGGCUUCUGGGAUGAGGCUGUGAAGGAAGCUGUCCAGCAGCCUCCUCCAACCAAGAAAGGCAACAUGCAGAAGAACAACAAAGGCAACGCCAACCUCAGUAAUUCUGUGAGUGGGCGGGCCAAUAAGAAAGUAGAAGAGGAGGAGAAGCUGCUGAAGUUGUUUCAAGGGGUCAAUAAGAGCCAGCAGGACACCUUCAUGCAAUGGUGUGAGCAAACCCUGCACACCCUCAACACGGCCAACAAUCUGGAUGUUCCAACGUUUGCAUCCUUCCUGAAAGAAGUGGACUCUCCGUACGAGGUGCACGACUAUGUCAGAGCCUAUCUGGGGGACACUCCCGAGGCUAAGGACUUUGCCAAGCAGUUCCUGGAACGUCGUGCCAAACAGAACGCUAACCAACAAAAACCGGCUCCGCAGAACCAACAGCAAGUCCUCAAGCAGCAGCAGCAGCAGCAGCAGCAGGAUUCUGUAUGGGGUGGAACAGGAUCUUCGCCACUCUACCAGUCCAACCAUACGAGCGGCCAGCAGCAGCGCUUUGAGACCGUCACCUCAGGGAAGAAGAAAAAGAAGCAAAAGAUGGUCCGUGCAGACCCCAGCCUUCUAGGUUUUUCUGUGAAUGCGUCAUCUGAGAGAUUGAACAUGGGAGAGAUUGAGACUUUGGAGGACUUUUAAGGGACUGCAGCCAAGCAAACCCCACUGACUGUAUCCGAUUUGAACAGCAGCUGAUUUACCCGACCCCCCUGCCACGGCCCCUCCAACUGCUUCCACAACUUUCACUUUUAUUUUCAGUUUCCCAUUCAUCAGACAUACUCUGGUAAUCCCUCAUGAACUCCAAAUUGUGAACAAACAGCGAUCUCUGAGGCAGGGUGUGUUUUCCUGUUGCUUAUGGACCCAUAAUCUGCUGAAAACUUUGCGAGGAAUGGACUGGACCAAACUGGCCAGUGAAACAUCCGACCAGCCAAGAGAGCUAUCGCCAUACGAACUCAAGUUUGGAGAAAGUCUGCAGAGAUGUCGAUGCUGCUCGGUCCCGAUCGUGUCCUGUUGUAGAAAUUUGCAGUGACAACAAAUUUCAAAUUUGGCCUCCAUUGUAUGGGUUUCUUUUAAGUGUGGAUAUAUGGGUGGGGUGGUGGGGGUAUAAUGGGAAAGGUUAGAGAGAUUAUAUCCAUUGUUUUUGUUUUAUUUAUUGAAAGUUUUCCCCUUACACUUUACCCCCCCCCCCC
Epinephelus moara (kelp grouper) is the source of this 4752-nucleotide messenger RNA. RefSeq names its product GRB10 interacting GYF protein 2 (gene gigyf2). Gene Ontology annotation, cellular component: proximal dendrite; vesicle; perikaryon. Gene Ontology annotation, molecular function: protein binding. The record is from RefSeq and is a predicted model, not a curated record. Lineage: Eukaryota; Metazoa; Chordata; Actinopteri; Perciformes; Serranidae. The coding region runs from base 116 to 4204 and encodes 1362 amino acids. The transcript is spliced from 29 exons. Gene Ontology annotation, biological process: insulin-like growth factor receptor signaling pathway.